CGUAUUAUUCUAAAAUGAAAACACAGCAUGCUUCAAAAUUUGUGUAAAUGUAAACUUACAACACUUCCCGUUAAAAUUGAGCAUUCGCAAAAUUGCCGUCUGCUCGUGUCAAAAAAGUUAAAAAGACGAAACAUACCAGUGCAGGCCGAAAGCAACGCAAAAUUUAUUCAAUACGACUCUGCUAGAAACCAAUUCAACAAUUUCACACUCUUUCGAGUGUCGAUCUGGACUUUCAGGAUCGAUAUAUUCACCGAGCAAACUUGCAAGGUCAACAGUCAAACUCGCAUCAAAAUGAGUUCGGAAGAAAGCACAGAGCACACCACUGAGCAGACUGCAGUCGAACAGACGGAAGAGCAAGAACAACAGCAAACGGUCAGCGAACUCGAGAAGCAAGAGGAGGCAAAAAUGAAAGCGAAGUAUGGCACAAAUGUUGGUCUCGGUGGUCCCCGUGGACUCGGUGGCCACUCAGCGUUUCUACAGAAGCGUCUUCAAAAGGGACAGAAGUACUUCGAUUCUGGUGAUUAUCAGAUGGCCAAGCAAAAGGGAGGCGGUGUGAAGCAGGUGUUUGCCAAUAAAGUUCCCACCGGAGAAGCUAUCCCAACACCGGAAACUGUGCCAGUACGAAAAACCUCGAUCAUUCAGACCUGCAACAAAUUUCAGACCAGUUAAGUGCGUAUCCUGUGCUCUCCUCCCCGCUCGUUCAUUUGGGAUUUAUUGAUUCCCUUCCCGUUAUCCGUUUCUACGAUGUCGUGUUUGUAAUUAUCUCUUUUAUUCUGCUGUGUGAGUUUCGAUUAAAACAAAAGGUGGAAUUAGUUCAUCUCUCCCCUACGCGUAUCUUGAAGAGUACCCUAAGAUGCCCAGAAAACAUUUGGUCAUGCUUUCACCUAGAUGUUAGUAACUGAUUUUAGGAUUAUUCUUUAGAUUAAAAAUGUUCUAUAUAUAUUUUUUUCGCUAAUUAUAUCGUAUAUUCAUCAUUUAUUGCAUUAUUUCACUGAAUAAAUUUAACUCUGGUAAGAAAAAUGGUUUAGGUACUAUGCUAAAGUGAUUGUACUAUCCUUAAGGUUGAGCUGAAAAUAGUAUACUUUUGAACACGUAAACACACUUUAUUGGAACAAAAUGACUUAUACAACUUGUGAAAGGCGGUCAUUUUAAUGAACGAGGUCGUUACGUAUCGCGAUGUCACCUUCAGGAAAUGAUGCGAUCCGACUUCAGUGAAUCAAAGCUGUUUAAUGUUCUGUAAUGUAUAUGUGAAUAAUUAUAUUUUGGUUUUAGAUGCUAACAAAA
Messenger RNA from Wyeomyia smithii (pitcher-plant mosquito), 1284 nucleotides. It is a transcript of the gene endos, whose product is annotated as alpha-endosulfine. NCBI's taxonomy places the organism in Eukaryota, Metazoa, Arthropoda, Insecta, Diptera, Culicidae. Bases 28 to 669 code for a protein of 213 amino acids. The record is from RefSeq and is a predicted model, not a curated record. The transcript is spliced from 3 exons. Gene Ontology annotation, cellular component: cytoplasm. Gene Ontology annotation, molecular function: protein phosphatase inhibitor activity.